Messenger RNA from Salvia splendens (bonfire salvia), 606 nucleotides. Its product is annotated as transcription factor RADIALIS. The transcript has 2 exons. The record is from RefSeq and is a predicted model, not a curated record. The coding region runs from base 137 to 400 and encodes 87 amino acids. Lineage: Eukaryota; Viridiplantae; Streptophyta; Magnoliopsida; Lamiales; Lamiaceae. Gene Ontology annotation, molecular function: DNA-binding transcription factor activity.
UUGUAAUUGUAAGUUGUAACCCAAACCCAACCCACCCACCCCACCGGAGAGAGCCGAUAAAAGAGAAGCAUUUCCACUUGUUGGGUUGUACUCCAUCUUAAAAAAGUGUUGCAAGAUUAUAAGUAGGUAGAUAGAAAUGGCAUCAAGCUCCAUGAAGUGGAGUGCUAAGGAGAACAAGGAUUUCGAGAGGGCGUUGGCGGAGUUUGGGGAGAACAGUCCGGACCGGUGGGGCAAUGUGGCGAGGGCGGUGGGCACUCGCACACCGGAGGAGGUGAAGGCCCACUACCAGAUCCUCCUCCAAGAUGUCAAACAUAUUGAGAGCGGCAAAGUUCCCCUUCCCACACACUGGAACGUCUCCAGUUCCAGCUCCGACGAGGACGAGAAGCCGAAAGUGGGUUGAUGGAGUGGCGGUGUUACCGUGUAGUAGAGAAACAAUUAAUUAAAGGUGGAUCAUAUAUAUAUAUAUAUAGGCAUGUUAAUGUGGGAAAUCACGAAUUAUGUGAGUCUUGAUGAUUCGGGAUUGGCCAACUUGCAUGCACUUUCAACUUAUCUAUGUUUAAUCUACAUUGCAUGCCCUUUUAUUAAUUAAUCUUAUUCUUCGCGAUC